AUGUUUUUGUUCUUACUUGCCUUCCUCGAUCGAAUCAAUAUUGGCAAUGCCCGGCUACAGGGCCUUGAAAAGGAUUUGGGCAUGGAAGGGCAUGACUACAAUAUCGCGCUGUUCAUCUUCUUCAUCCCAUAUAUCUUGUUCGAGGUUCCUAGUAAUUUGGUCUUGAGAAAGGUGCCACCAUCGUGGUGGUUAAGUGGAAUUAUGUUUCUUUGGGGUAUAUCAACCAUUUCCAACGUUCCGAAGUCGUGGAUUGCGCUGACUUUUACAGGAAUCAUCACCACUUGCCAAGGAGUAACGCAAAGCUUCGGUGGUCUUGUCGCGUGUCGGUUCUUAUUAGGGGUGUUCGAGGCUGGAUUCAUGCCUGGCUGCAUUUACUUGAUCGCGAUGUAUUACAAACGCCAUGAGUUGCAAUGGCGACUCAAUGUGUUCUUCAGUGCAAGCAUUCUGGCCGGUGCUGUCAGCGGACUUCUUGCUUAUGCCAUAGCCAAGAUGGAUGGAGUCGCUGGAUACAGUGGCUGGCGCUGGAUUUUCAUAAUCGAAGGAUUGGCCACGGUCGCUGCUGCCAUCGCCGCCAAGUUCUUGAUUGUCGAUUGGCCUGAGCAGUCAACAUUUUUGAAUGAUCAAGAGCGUGAGGCACAGAUGAACCGCUUCGACAAACCAGCCAUCAAGCGCACAUUCACAGACAUUAAACUAUACUUGGGCCCAAUCAUGUACUUUGGCAUUGUCAACACCGGGUACGCAACAUCAUUCUUCACCCCGACAAUCCUCAAACAACUCGGUUGGACCUCCGUUCGAGCCCAAGUCAUGAGUAUCCCGAUCUACCUCGUGGCAACGGUAAUUGCAUUAACAACAGCUUUCGCAAGCGAUCGACUCCGCCACCGCUUCGCCUUCACAAUCACAGGCUGCAUAAUCGCCACGAUCGGAUACGUCCUUCUACUGUGUCAAAGUUCAGUACCUGUAGGCGCACGAUACUUCGCGCUCUAUGCAAUCACAGGCGGUGGCUACAUGACGCAGCCGAUCUUGAUGGGCUGGCUGAGCAAUAACAUGGCUGGGCAUUAUAAGCAGUCUAUUGCGUCGGCUAUGCAGAUCGGAUUUGGUAAUUGUGGCGGCCUGGUUGCCAGCAAUGUUUUCUUCGAUUCGGAAGCCCCGACAUAUGUCACUGGGUUCGGCGUCAGUCUCGGUAUGGUGUGGAUCUGUGGGGUGGCGUGUGUUGUGUUCUUUGCUUAUUUGCAUCGCGAGAAUCGGAACCGCGAACAAGGCAAAAGGGAUCAUCGGUAUCAGUGGGCUCAAGAAGAGUUGGAGAAUCUUGGCGAUGAUCAUCCUAGUUUCAGAUUCACAUACUAG
Molecule: messenger RNA, 1344 nt
Organism: Penicillium brevicompactum
Lineage: Eukaryota; Fungi; Ascomycota; Eurotiomycetes; Eurotiales; Aspergillaceae
Exons: 5
Coding region: 1-1344 (447 amino acids)
Biological process (GO): transmembrane transport
Cellular component (GO): membrane
Molecular function (GO): transmembrane transporter activity
Source: RefSeq, a predicted model, not a curated record